Molecule: messenger RNA, 796 nt
Organism: Puccinia graminis f. sp. tritici CRL 75-36-700-3
Lineage: Eukaryota; Fungi; Basidiomycota; Pucciniomycetes; Pucciniales; Pucciniaceae
Exons: 3
Coding region: 1-312 (103 amino acids)
Source: RefSeq, a predicted model, not a curated record
AUGCAAUGCCAGCUGGGAAUUGACGAGUUAUUUGCAAUUGAUGUUGGUAUCCAACCUGCCCACUCUUUGUCUCUGCACUUUGCUCUGGCCUGCCCACAGAACUUGAUACACAUCGAAUCUUCUUUUCUCAAACUUGAUCAAACCACUCAAGCAUUAGCCACCUUUGCCCUUGUGGAUCCAGUUGUUAUUGGGUAUCUGUGGAUUCUCCUCCAUCAUCACACCGUCCGGACUGCAGCGAUAGGCUUUCCUCCCGGCUAUAGGGGGAUUCACAACGCAUACACCCCCUCCCCCAGAUGUCCUCACUGUCACUAAAAGCUACCAUCCAUCCGGAUUAUGUCGACAAUACUUUUUUUUUACAAACAACCUGAAAAAUCAAGUUAACGGUCAUCUCUGAGCCGCCCCUGACAGACACGACGUGCGAUGGUUGGAACUGUUGAAGAGAGAGCCUUGAUUAGCCAGCUUCCCUUUUGGACUCAUGUUUAUCCCCGCGACCCUCUCUCUGCUUUUCUCUUUCUAGAAUAAUGUGUCCCUUUUGUUUCUCUCUCUCUCUUGCUCUUGGUAUUUAUUAAAGCAUCAACUUCACUCGAAUUUCACUUUCCUUGUUUCCCUUGUCCUUCAUGAGUUCAUCUCCUGCGUUUGCACUGACCCAUAUUUUGUGUGUAAGAAUGUAGGCUCCUUGAGUCUCUUCCAGCAUGUCAUAUAAUCAAAGUCGGAAUAUGGUCUUGUCAAUAAAUCCAAGCAGCCUCAUCGGGAUCUCUCUCCCUGUAUUAGUUUCUUUGCUUUCAUCAAUAAAGAA